CUAGCUGACUCUUUUUAUCCCUUCGUCCGCCUCCUUCCAGACCUUCCAGCGGUCACUCUUACUUAGCCUUCGCACUCUCAUCCGGCUUAUCUGACGCGUCACGACGCGGGCCAAGACCAGUGACUGCCCCUAAUUUAGGUUAAUAUUAAUAGUUUGGCGGCAUCCGCCGACAUAUGAAAUACCCCUUUUAAGCCAUCUUGCCACGCGUGGGUGAUGCGAGGCAGCCUGAAAGCCGCGCGGCAUCUAAUACCCUCCAGCCCUCUUCCGAAAGCCUUCGCCGACUCAGGUUGCCAGUCUGGGCCCAGGUUACUUGAUAUCACCACCUUUACGGUCGUGAAACAUGGCACUUCCGCUGACCAGUAGACCAUCUGUAGUCUUCAUCUCGCUGGCAUUUACAUUGACGGUCAACGGCCACUACAUACCUAUGAUACGCCGCUCAGCAAUCCCCGAAAUUGGAGGCUCGCAGGCAGGUUUUAUUGGGCUCGUGGUAUUUCUCGGCGUGUUAAUAGUGGUAUGCUGCAGCGCAGUAUAUUAUCUUUUGCGGUACCACGAACCCACCGACCAGGAUCGGGUUCUUCGUCGAGCGCGGAGUCGCAGAUGCAGCACGGAACUCGACCCCUCCUCGGGAUCAUCUCUCGGAGACAAAUUCAAGCGAUCAUGGGAAAGGAUUCGCCAUGGCAGGCGACGAAGUGGAAGUGGUUGGAUGAAAGCAGGCUCUGGUGACUCAUGGGAGUCUACCUCAAGUAACGGGAACAUGCAAUCCAAUGAAUUUGGGGUCUGCGGCGGACAAGUGCCAAAACAUAUCGAAAAUACUGGCUGCACGAGUACUGCCGAAUCACCAUUGUCUGAUUCGGGGAACGAUCCUAUUUCUGCCGAUUACCGUGAUCCAUUCAAGGAAGAAUCGCCCGUCUCGCAAACAUCCCCUGCGAGCAUGAAGAUCGUGCGUUCGCUGUCUCCGUUUUCCAUGACUUCUUCAGGGAGGACGUCGACGAAGACGAUGACACUCACUGUCGCCAUCCCUCGACGUUUUCUACGGCAUCGGGGACGAGGUUUAUUGAACACUUGUAGGCACUACUACUCGUCUGGCGUGUCGUAUAUUCCUUGGACCAGCUCACUUGCUAGCCACGUACCUCGUGCUAAUUAUUGUAAAAUCCUCUAGUAACCAAUGAUGUCCUUGCCUUCCACAUAUUGUUUUCCAUUCUCUCCUCCCAGAAUUUGGAAACAACUUGAACCUUUAUAAACUUAGGUGACUUCUGCAAGUCAUACUACAUCUGCAAAAUGAC
Messenger RNA from Pisolithus orientalis, 1283 nucleotides. RefSeq lists its product as uncharacterized. The transcript has 2 exons. The record is from RefSeq and is a predicted model, not a curated record. Lineage: Eukaryota; Fungi; Basidiomycota; Agaricomycetes; Boletales; Pisolithaceae. Bases 341 to 1159 code for a protein of 272 amino acids.